Molecule: messenger RNA, 3074 nt
Organism: Cucurbita moschata (crookneck pumpkin)
Lineage: Eukaryota; Viridiplantae; Streptophyta; Magnoliopsida; Cucurbitales; Cucurbitaceae
Exons: 10
Coding region: 541-2730 (729 amino acids)
Source: RefSeq, a predicted model, not a curated record
UUUUUUUAUUGGAGCAGGCUGAUCUCCAACUCUUGUCCUUGCCGUUGGUAAUGGAGACGGCGAGAUAGCUUUAAUCGGCGUACGGAAUUCUCACGUCGUGUUUUCAACGCACCAAUUCGAAUUGCGACGGAUUUCAGCCGGACGGGCUCCUAUUCUUCAAUCCCAUUCUGCUGCCUUGGUCUUCGGAUAAGGGGGCCUCUUCCCGGUACUCCUCUCCGGCCGCCACUGCAGUACCCAACUCUUCGUCCGCCAUUGAAUCCGUCGCUUCAACUUCCUCCAUAUCAACUGCAUACUUCAUGAAGAUCUAGCCUCCAAUUUCUGCUUUUUUUAUGCUCCCCUCGACUUCUGGUUAUUAGGGUUUCUGUCGCCUGGGCUGCUCCUUUCUCAUUCCCGUCGGCGGCGGACUUCAUCUCAUAGAUACUGCAAUUCGAGGCUAUAGCCCCUGCACAUUAUCCUGGUUGCUUGUUCUGGACCAUGUAUUGUCAUUAGAAAUGAUUUAAUCAAAUACUUCUUGAAAUUGAACCUUAAAUUUACGAUUCAAUGGCUCGUAAGGGUAACCAACAGAAAACAGGGUCAGAGCGCCAUGUAUCGAACAAUAAAAAGAGAGGUUCAGACUUGCAGUCCAAGGGACAGGGGAGAGCACGAGAGAUAAAGGUAUUCCCCGGAGAGGGACUACCGAAUGACAACCACCAUAGUAGAGCCUUUGAGGAAGGUAUGGUGAAUAGAAACUCUGGGGAGGGUAUAAAGAAUCUAAAGAAAUCUGAGAAGUCCUUGAGAAAAGAAAAACAAGGAGUGGAAGGAUUUCAUUCUCCAGACGAGCCAACAUGUCUCCCCGAAGAAUCCGGGAACUGCAAUGGAAAUAAUGAGGAUUCUAGUAUAGGAGAACAGUACAAUGGGUCUGAUAAGGAGCAGGAUCCUUUAGAUGGUAGUUUCAGCUGCUUUUUGAACGGAGAACACAUCAGAAAUGUGAUGGGUAAUCUAAAAUUUUCAGAUAAUGUUUUCGUGAAAAGCUUCGUGGAAUCUAUGUCAUCGGUAUUGGAAGCAGCCCAUGUGUUGCUGGAGCAACAAAGACCUUUGUUUAAUUCUAUGAAGAACAACUUGCUAAACGCAAGUGCCUAUGUUGGAAAGAAGAUUAUGAAAGCAUAUCCCAUUGUUUUGAAAUGGAUGAUGCAUUUGGGGAAUGUAAUGCUUCUUUUAUCAAUUGUAUGGUUGGACUGUGCCCUCAGGGGCAUCGAUUCCUUUGUACGUAUGGGGACAACAUCCUUCUUCUCAGUUAUAUGGUUCUCCAUUCUUUCAACAAUUGCAAUGGUUGGAAUUAUUAAAUUCCUUGUGAUCUUGGUGGUAGCUGCUUCCCUUGGAAUUUUUGUUGGGUUUGCUUUUGCAAUUUUGGCCAUCGCCAUCUCUGGAGCAGCUUUCCUUUGGUUUUAUGGAAACUUUUGGACAACAAUGCUGAUCAUCUUUCUUGGAGGGCUGGCAUUUAUAUUGAGCCAUGAACGAGUUGCACUCUUUAUCACCACAUUGUAUUCGGUUUAUUGUGUAUGGGUAUGCACUGGAUGGUUUGGUUUGGUUUUGGGCCUGAAUUUGUCAUUUGUUUCAAGUGAUGCUCUGAUUUAUUUCCUAAAGAACAACAUAAAUGAGCAUAGGAGAUCGAACAGAUAUCCUGAACAAACUGCUGGGAUGCCAGAUCAGCCUCGCUUCUUUCAUGAUGAUCCUAUGCAAGCAUCGUCUUCUGAAUUUAGUGGUGCAGGCUUUGCUGCUGAUCGGAGUUCAGGCACACCCUCAACCAGUGGAGCUGAUUCUGAGCUAUCUUCUGAAGAUGAAGUCAUUCGUUUGCUGAAUUGUACAGACCACUACGCAGUUUUGGGAUUGUCUCGGUACGAGAAUAUGGAUCCGUCCCUACUCAAGAAGGAGUAUAGGAGAAAGGCAAUGUUGGUCCAUCCUGAUAAAAACAUGGGGAAUGAAAAGGCUGCUGAAGCAUUUAAAAAACUUCAAAAUGCAUACGAGGUGUUACUUGAUUCGACAAAGCGAAAAACAUACGAUGAUGAACUUAGAAGGGAAGAGCUGCUAAACAUUUUCCGCAGGUUUCAGAGUGCUUCACGAAAGAGUGGAGGGAGUGGUCCAUUUGCAUUUUCACGUUCAGCAACGGAUAGAGAAGAUCCUUUCGGUGAAUCAAGACGAAUAGCUUGCAAAAAGUGCAACAAAUUUCAUUUAUGGAGAUACACUAACAAAUCGAAAUCUCAAGCUAGAUGGUGCCAGGAAUGCAAAGAUUUUCAUCAAGCAAAGGAUGGAGAUGGGUGGGUGGAGCAAUCUUCCCAGCCUUUUCUUUUUGGAUUGCUGCAGAAGGUAGAUGCUCCUUCUGCCUACGUAUGUGCAGAUAGCCGAAUAUACGAUGCUACUGGAUGGUAUAUUUGUCAGGGAAUGAGAUGUCCAGCCAACACUCACAGGCCGAGUUUUCACGUAAACACGAGCGUAACCUCGAAACAAAACACCAGAGGAUCAAGUUCCAGCCAAAGAGGAGGCCAAAUGCCUGCAUCAAACAUAGAAGAGAACAUGACAGAAGAAGAAUUCUUCGAGUGGUUUCAGAAUGCCGUGCAGACAGGUGCGUUCGACAACGUCGGUGGCAGCAGCGCCACGGAGAGCUCACCUGCUAAAGCAGGAGGAAGUUUUAACAAAAGUAGUAGCAAUAAUAGUGGGAGUGGGAACAAGAAAAAGAAGAAGGGAAAGAAGUAGGGAAUAUAGUUGAUUAUUAUUGAGGUUAUUUGGUUAAACCUGCUGCUACUAAUUUUGAAGUGUACAAGGUAAGGUAAGGUAAGGAUGGCAUCAAGAGUUUGUAUAUAUAUGGCCUGAUUUACACUAAGUAACUCCACAGCCCUAAGGUAUUGCACUAACCUUAUAUAUGAAGAAUUUUCUGGAACAUGGCCUCGGUAUGGCUCUGCUUCGUCGGUUGCCCCCGAGCCUUUUCGUUCACUCGAUAAAGGCCAUUGUCUAGUCUUUGUUCGUGGUGAAUCAUUUUAGUUAGAUUGUACCUAAGUCUGCCUCCGUUUCCUUAUACAAAAGAGGUCUUAUUUUAUGAG